AUGUCUGGCAAGGCUCCCAUAAAUUACUAUAGUUCACAGAACAGCACGAGGAAUUUCUCCUCGAAAUUAUACCAGGAAGUCCCAUUAUUUGAUCCUUUAGGUACAACAAAUCAAGAAAAGGAGACAGUUGAGAUGUUAUCUGAGAUUUACUCCAUUAUAAUAACGUUAGACCAAGUUGAAAAGUCUUUUUUGAAGGAUUCCAUAACAGCUGAUCAGUAUACAAAUGUGGUGAACAAGUUAUUAGCUCAAUAUAAGACGUAUCUGUCAAAUGAAUCAGUGCAAGAUGAGUUUGUAGACCCGGAUUCCUUUAAGAAAAAGUAUAAUAUAGUGGCAUCCAAUGCAAUUACAAGAUUGGAAAGGGGCAUUCCAGUGACAGUAGAACAUGCUACCCAACCUUCAAGUACAAAUAACAACACGACAUCUGCUAAUUUCAAUGCGAAAGAUGUUGCAGAGGCAACUGGUAAUUUCAUUACGGUGAUGGAUGCAUUGAAGUUGAAUUAUAAGGCUAAGGAUCAGUUACAUCCAUUGAUGGCAGACUUACUGCUCAGUAUAAAUAAAGUAGACGUGAAAAAAGAUUUUGAAUAUAGAGAUAAACUGGUUAGUUGGAUUAUUAAUAUUAAUAAACUGGGUAUUAAUGAUGAAUUAAAUGAUGAUGAAAUCAGAGAAUUAUUAUUUGAUUUAGAUAUGGCAUAUAAAAAUUUUUAUACUUUAUUAGAAUAG
Messenger RNA from Kazachstania africana CBS 2517, 720 nucleotides. It is a transcript of the gene VPS28, whose product is annotated as ESCRT-I subunit protein VPS28. Gene Ontology annotation, cellular component: ESCRT I complex. Gene Ontology annotation, biological process: protein transport to vacuole involved in ubiquitin-dependent protein catabolic process via the multivesicular body sorting pathway. The record is from RefSeq and is a predicted model, not a curated record. The transcript has a single exon. Bases 1 to 720 code for a protein of 239 amino acids. Gene Ontology annotation, molecular function: protein-containing complex binding. NCBI's taxonomy places the organism in Eukaryota, Fungi, Ascomycota, Saccharomycetes, Saccharomycetales, Saccharomycetaceae.